AUGAUAGCCGAUGUAGAAAAAUGGAUUGAAAUUGCUAAAAGGUGCAAAUAUCUCCCAGAAGAUGAUUUACGAGAACUGUGUAAUAUCGUUUGUGAUCUCCUUCUGGAAGAACCCAAUGUGCAACCAGUACAGACUCCUGUAACAGUAUGUGGAGAUAUACAUGGGCAGUUUUAUGACUUAGAAGAACUUUUCAAAAUAGGUGGUCAAAUACCUGAAACGCAGUAUAUAUUUAUGGGAGACUAUGUAGAUAGAGGAUACUAUAGUCUUGAGACACUUACAUUAUUAAUGGCAUUUAAAGCUAGAUAUCCAGAUAGGAUUAUUCUACUCAGAGGAAACCAUGAAACCUGUCAGAUAACAAAAGUAUAUGGGUUUUAUGAUGAGUGCUUAAAUAAAUAUGGAAAUGCCAAUGCAUGGAAGGAUUGUUGCAGGGUGUUUGAUCUUCUCACUGUAGCAGCUUUAAUUGAUGAAUCAGUACUUUGUGUUCACGGAGGUUUAUCACCAGAAAUAUCAAUGAUAGAUCAAAUACGCUGCAUUGAUAGAAAUCAACAGAUACCCCACAAAGGGGCAUUUUGCGAUUUGCUCUGGUCAGAUCCCACAGAGGAUGACUUAGAAUGGUCACUAAGUCCUCGUGGUGCCGGAUGGCUAUUUGGAAGUAUUGUGACCGAUCUCUUUAUGUCCUACAACAAUCUAACAUUAAUAUGCAGAGCACAUCAACUUGUAAAUGAAGGUUAUAAGUACAUGUUUGAUAAGAAAUUAGUAACCGUCUGGUCUGCUCCAAAUUACUGCUAUAGAUGUGGCAAUGUAGCAUCCAUUAUGGAAUUCAAGACAGUAGAUGAUAGAAAUGCAAAAAUCUUCCAUGCAGUACCCAACAGUGAAAGAGAAGUCCCUCCACAACAUACAACUCCUUAUUUUUUGUAA
Leptosia nina is the source of this 918-nucleotide messenger RNA. Lineage: Eukaryota; Metazoa; Arthropoda; Insecta; Lepidoptera; Pieridae. The record is from the annotation of a GenBank genome assembly.